Molecule: messenger RNA, 2085 nt
Organism: Trichoderma virens Gv29-8
Lineage: Eukaryota; Fungi; Ascomycota; Sordariomycetes; Hypocreales; Hypocreaceae
Exons: 5
Biological process (GO): termination of RNA polymerase II transcription
Cellular component (GO): cytoplasm; mRNA cleavage factor complex
Molecular function (GO): RNA polymerase II complex binding; mRNA binding
Source: RefSeq, a predicted model, not a curated record
AUGUCAUCUGACGGCGCCGAAGUGGCGGAGGACUAUCGUCUUGCCCUGGAGGAUCUCUCCUCUAACAUGCGAUUUGAGAUCAGCAAUUUGACAGUCAUUGCUAGAGAAAAUACUGAACAUGCAUUGGCUAUCGCAGAUGUUCUGCAGCAGCACAUUUUAAAGGCACCACCGAAUAAGAAACUUCCAGCCCUCUAUGUCAUGGAUUCAAUUGUCAAGAAUGUUGGCACUCCGUAUACGCUCUAUUUCGGUCGAUCCCUCUUCAAGAUAUUCAUGGAAUCAUACGCGGUGGUUGAUCACGGCAUACGCCGGAAGAUGGAAGAGAUGCUCAAAACAUGGAAGGACCCUGUCCCUGGAUCAAUGGACACGCGGCCCGUCUUUUCACACGAGCUGGUACGGCCGAUCGAGAAUGCUUUGAUGAAAGCCAGAGCAGCAAGCAUGCCGCAACAGGGCCAGGGCGGCAUACCUGGGAGACCUCGUCCAGGAAUGUUCCCUCAUCGAAACACACCGACGCCACCGGGAAUGCGUGGAUAUCCUGGCCCGGCUGGGAACUUUCCACCUCAGCCUCAUCCGUUCUCCAAUGGAGGAGGACACCCUGGCGAGCCAAUUCCCGGCCACGCACCACACCUAGGGCAGCAGCCCGCCCCUUACCCCCCACCAUCCACCACGGCCUCUUACAACUCAACCCCAGUCCCCUUCCACCCGGCUUUCGGCUCGGGCUUACCUCUGCCGUCUGGAAUAAGCGUAGAGACCUUGAGCAGUGACAUUCAAAACCUGAUUGUUGCUAUGAGGGCCGAGUUCUCGCAGAACCCACAUGAUGGCGGUGUCCAGAGCAGAUUGAAAGCUCUUUUGGAUCUCCAGGGCGUUGUACAACACUCGAAUCUGCCACCAGACCAGCUUGAGCUCAUAAAGAACAAAGUAACAGAACUUGCUGCCGUGACAAUAAGGGCUCCUCUGGCUCGUAACUCUGCGACUUCUACACCCCCUAUUCCAGCACCAGCGACGGCGCCACCUCUGGCGCUUCCUGUGCAUCCUCCUUCAACCUCUGUAACUCCGUCAGCUGUGCCGGCAGCCCAGCCUGCUGCGCCAGUGACCCUUGAUUCAUUGCUGGGAAAGGGGGCGAUGGCGGCCUUGUUGAGCAUGCAGUCGGCAAAUCCUCAGAAUACGGCACCCAAGCCUCCGUUUGCUGGUGCUCCCAUACGGUCACCGCAGAUGAACCACAUCGAACCACCCAAGGCAGCGGUGAUGCCGCCGGCUAUGCCCGGGGCCCCAGCCUCAAGUGCCUCGUCACUGUUAGAUCAGCUUCGUGCAGCGGGUAUGCUCCCACCUGCAACGCCUACAAACGUGCAAGCUCCAAUCCAGGCGCCGGUUCCUCCUCCUCCACCACCUUCAUUGUUCCCUCCGGGCCUUUCAGCGAGCAUUGCCAGUUUGCUGGCUGCCCACAAGCCGGAUUCUGGCCGAUCCAGUGCAGAUGGACUGGGUGGCUCCACUGGAAUGGACUCGGCCGCCUUAAAGCUACAGUUCCACCCCGAUGCGGUUGCCGCGUUGUAUGAUGAUCUGGGCCCCCCCUGUACGCAGUGUGGGCGGCGAUUCAAGACUGAUGAGGAGGGAAGACGGAAGAAGACGGCUCACAUGGACUGGCACUUCAAAGUACACCAAAGAAGCACGGAGGCGGAGAAGCGAGGCACACAUCGGAGUUGGUAUGUGGACCAGCAGGACUGGGUCAAAGCUCGCGAAGCGGUCGACGCGAUACACGACGUGUCCUCCAAGGAGGAGUCAGCCCAAGCCUCUAAGGACUCAGAGGGACCCAAAUACAUCCUCGUGCCAGACUCGAGCAGCGGUAUCAAUAAUGUGUGUCCAAUCUGUCAGGAGAGAUUUGAGAACAAGUGGUUCGAUACUGUACAAGAAUGGGUGUGGCUUGACACGGUCUUGGUGGGCAACCGAGCAUAUCAUGCCUCGUGCCGUGCCGAGGCAACGAGAGAUCGAGAAUCCACGCCAGGCCUAUCGCGACGCACGCCAGAGCCGGUGCUGGGAAAGCGAAAAGCAGAAACGGGCCUUACGUCGCCCAAGGUUAGAGUACAAAAGACG